This is a messenger RNA of Chelonia mydas (Green sea turtle), 3845 nucleotides long. RefSeq names its product NUS1 dehydrodolichyl diphosphate synthase subunit (gene NUS1). Bases 244 to 1098 code for a protein of 284 amino acids. The transcript is spliced from 5 exons. NCBI's taxonomy places the organism in Eukaryota, Metazoa, Chordata, Testudines, Cheloniidae. Gene Ontology annotation, cellular component: dehydrodolichyl diphosphate synthase complex; endoplasmic reticulum membrane. Gene Ontology annotation, molecular function: ditrans,polycis-polyprenyl diphosphate synthase [(2E,6E)-farnesyl diphosphate specific] activity. The record is from RefSeq and is a predicted model, not a curated record.
CAAUAGGAGCUCCGCGGCGUGGGGGUCAAAGGGCAGGCGAAGACAAAGAUGGCGGUGCUAGCGGCAGCGGCUGAGCCGGUGAAGCCGUGUCACUGAGGAGGCCAGGCUAGGCGAGGCGAGGCGUGGGUGGGGAUGAUGAUGGUGCGUGGCGCGCGCUGUGGCUGAGGAUCCCUCGCGCCCUCUAGCCGUCCCGCGCCCCCGCCCUUCUCAGCUGGUGCCCCGGCCUCGCGCUCCCUCCUCUCCAUGAGCGGCGCGUGCGAGCUGGUGUGGCGCCUGCUGCACGCCCUGCUCUGUCUGCUGCGCGCGCUGCUCUCGUGGCUCCGCGGGCGGCUGCGGAGCGGCCCCCGCUCGUGGCUCUGGCGCUGGUGGCGCCGCGCGGCCUCUGCCGCCGCCUCCUGCGCGCUCCUGGCGCCCGCCGCCGGGGCCUUCGCCUUCCACAAGCCGGGCGCGGCGCGGCGGGUGCCUGGCGGGCGCGGGCGGUGGCGCUGGGACGGGCGGUCCCUGGAGAAGCUGCCGGUGCACAUGGGGCUGGUGGUGACCGAGGAGGAGCCGAGCUACGCGGACAUGGCCAGCCUGGUGGUGUGGUGCAUGGCGGUGGGCAUCUCCUACGUCAGCGUCUACGACCACCACGGAAUCUUCAAGAGGAAUAACGCAAGGCUGAUGGAUGAAAUUUUAAAACAGCAGCAGGAACUCUUGGGUCUAGAUUGCUCCAAAUAUACAGUGGAAUUUGCAAAUCAAGACAAAACAGACCAAGUUUUAAAUUGCCAAUCUACAUUGAAGGUGCUGUCCCCAGAAGAUGGAAAGGCAGACAUAGUGAGAGCUGCUCAGAACUUCUGCCAGUUGGUAGCACAACAGCAAAGAAAAUAUACAGACCUGGAUGUGAAUGUCUUAGACAACUUACUAAGUAGUAAUAAAGGUUUCCCUGACCCUGAUUUAAUUUUGAAGUUUGGUCCUGUGGACAGCACAUUAGGAUUCCUUCCCUGGCACAUCAGACUAACAGAGAUCAUUUCUUUGCCUUCACACCUGAACAUCAGCUAUGAAGAUUUUUUUUCUGCUCUCCAUCACUAUGCAGCCUGUGAGCAGCGUUGGGGAAAAUGACUUCUUGCGAAGCACUCUUGUCAGGCUUUCCAUGGAAAGGAUCCAGUAUCUCUGUUUACAAGCAUCCUGUGAUCUGUACAAGUCUGGUUCAUAGUAAUUUUCUUAAUUUAUCAACAAACUCAAUAAAGUGGUCUUACCUUUCUAGAGAGUCUGUGCGUGUGAGUGAGUGAGAAUCCUUCUGCAGAAAGGGGGAAACGCACAGGUUUGUUAAUUUGUGCAAAUGACCUUGUAUACAUUUUAAGCAGAGCUGAUCAGAUGCUUCAUGCCCCCCACCUUUGUCUUUUUUUCCUUCCAGUGACCAAAAUGUUAUGUAAGAAUAAUGUUGCUCUUUGCUAAGAGGCAACAUUCAUAGUAUCAUUGUGAAAACUACAGGGCAAUAUAAGAUGUUGCCACAUACAUUGAAGGUACUUUUCAGUGGAAAAGUGGAGACUUGUCUGCCAUUAUAUGCCCGUCCAUUCCUCAUCCUCCCUGUGUUCCUCAUAGAUGAACACUUGAGAGCCGUUGGCCUGGUUAUCUUCAAAUAUGUUAGGUGUGUGUUUGUGUAUUGCAUAUAUCAGUAACUAUUCUGGUGACCAUAAAAAUGAAAUGAAAAGAUUCCAGCUUACCUGCUGACAAGACAAAGCAUCUAAUAGGAUAAAAAGCACAGGUAAUAAGUUUCUGGAAUCUGAAGAGGCCACAGAUUCUUUCAUUACCUUAUUUUGGAGUAAGUGCAUUAAGCAGCAGUCUGUUAUGAAAUAUCCAGGGUGGGUGGUGGGUUGUGGGUUUUUUUGGAGGGGACAAGGAUGUUUAAAAGCAAAAGCCUUCUAAAAAUGUACCUAUAGCCCGAGAUCUUCCCUUCUUCCCUAGGACCCAGCGAAGCCAAAUUCCUGUUGAGUUCAAUGGACACUGAAUUGAGCACCCAUAGUUGAUGAGAUGACAUAAAUUGAGAUUUCCAAAACAUAAUUAACAUUAUAAAUGACUUUUUAUAUUGCACUGAUCUGGUACUAUUUUUAAAAUAACUUUUUAAGUGAAUUAAGUCUCUAGCUGGAUAAAGCAGUCUCAGAUUGAGUUAAAUUUAGAUUUUGGGUUGCUGAUUCUAUUUUUCAUUCUCUAUUUUAGGAACAAUACAAAUUGCCAGUAUGCUUUCCUUAUUACUGUUUAGCCAUAAGGCAGUGUUUAAUUGUGUACGUUUCAGGGAAGUCUCCGUCAGAUGUCAGUAUACAUACUGAACUAGGUAUGUUCAAGACUGAGUUUAUGAAGUCUGCAAAUAGCAGUGAAGAGAAGGAAUGGAUUUAGUGAACAUACAGUGCUCUUAUUAUGAUUUUUUCAUGUUUUGAGAUCAUGAACAAUGAAGCAAUGUAACCAGAAGUGCAGCAUUAGGUUAAUAUCUGCAUAAGGAACUGACAGUUAUAGGGGGAAAAAAACCUCCAUCACAGAAUGUCCUAAUUAAAUUAUUUAAAUAUAGAAAAUACACUUGAAAUAAAAGCUCUUAAAUUGAAAUUGUCAUCUGUCUAAAUGCUUUUAAGUAUGAAAGAAUAAGCAGUACAUAAAAAGAGAGCUGUACUGUUUGCUGAAUGUUUGUCGUUUUGAAACUAUAUCCUUUAUUUUGUCCUUGACUUUAUAGAAUCGUUAGCCGGUUCUUGAACAAGUGUUUCAGAUUUGUCCCCCUCCUCAGAGAUUUAGUCCUCUUUUGCUUUCUCUUUAAGAAGGUGGGAAGCUUGGCAAAGCACUACAUGGGAAAAAUCUUUAUUUCAGUUUAAAAAGGGAACUGUCAGGUUUUAAACUAAUGGUUUUUUUGUAAAAUAACACACUAUGCUUUGUCAUGAAUAGCUAUAAUGUUACAGUGCAGGUUGCAGAGAUAUUACUUGUUAGCAUCAGCAUUUUUUACUUGUUGUUUUCCUCUCCCUCCUUUAAUAUCCUAUUACAGGUCCCAAAAGAACCUAUAAUAAUGUGAACUGCCUCAUUUCAUGUCUUCUGUGAGACAAAGGGACACUGCUCUCAGCUGAUCCUUUCAAGGACGUCAAGAUCUUCCAUAUGGGUUGUAAUGCCAGUACAGUGUAUUUAAUCUCAUUUGUGGGGUUGGCUUUUGAUGUUCACCCUGUUUCUACUAUGAUAAAACAAGAUGGACAAUUUAACAUGCAAUGCCUACUUGGGGUUGGGUCCCUGUAAUUCCCCACUAAACAUUGUAAAUUUAGCUUUUGGGGAUGGGAUGAAUGACUUGCUGUUGAAGAGAGAUCUUGGGUAUUGUGAAUUAAAUUUUUCUUGAGGCAGAGACCACCUUCAUGUAAACGUAAAAAAGGUUGUCAAGCAGUUCUGGUAUUGGCAGUAAACAGAAAUAAAACAGGAAAAUGAGACUUAAUUCUGUGUUUCUUUUGAUCUUUUCACCAAUCUGCAGACUGCCAAAAAAGACUUGCAUUACCUGAGCUGUUUUUGGCCCUUAACAAAUUCCUGAAUAGCUUUACUAAAGCUAGUAUUUCCUGUUUCAGAGCCAGACUUUAAGAUUUAGUGAGCUGUGCCAAAUACACUGUGUAUAUCCACAACUUGAUCUUUGAAUGUGUCAUUGCAGUUAGCUCCCCCCACCCCGGCUUGCGCUGUGUGAAGGUGCAUUGUAUAGCUGUGACAUUCCGUGUGGCUGUAGUCUCUGGCUACAUGUAAAUAAUGUGUAAAGCAAGUUUUUUUUAUGAUUAAGGAAUCAAUUUAUUUAACUUUAUUAUUGAAAGUUAAACCUGAAUCUGUAAAACAAGAAACCAAUAAAAAAUAUAAUCUUU